CUCAAGUCAAACGCGUCGAGCAGGGAGAGCACAGAGCAUGAUUCAGUGUCUACAUGAACUGUCUCCGUCUGCAUGUGUCUCACUGCCGCUUAUCCGAGCACGAGGAAUUCUACGAGGAGAGCCGGUACAGAGUUAUCGAUUAGUUUAUUGAGUUUGAUUUAAUGACAGUUGGUCGAGUUUAGUGUGAACGUGCGGGAUAGCAGACUUCACCUGACCCGGUGUGUUUGAAAACACCACCAAACUCUGCAGUUCACCUGAGACGCACGAGGACAUCGUUUGCAUGAAACUGUGGCCAGAUAAAAGCAGUGGAUGCAACUACGCUCCGUCUGUGGAAGAAAGGUGGAAAAGUGGGAGAGGCUCUAAAGACGACCAGCUGGCCACCGGCAGAUACACCUCAGCUAAAAUUCCCUCCAAACCCAGCCUGAAGCGCACCAUGUCUCUCAGCACGUUUCACCUCAUGCAGACUCUUAAGAACUCUCCAGCUGCGCUACGUCGCCGCUUUCGCCGCGACCGCACAGAGUCUUUAUCCCACGGUGAUCCUCUCUUCAAGGUCCACUACCUGGGCACGGAGAAAAUCUUCUCUCUGGAUCGAGAGCAGGCUCAGGACGCUAUCAGCCACUUGCUGGAAGGUAUCGCUAACGGGAAGAAGCUGAGCAAAGAUCACGCCCUGGUGGUGCGCCCGAGAUACGUAGAGGUCAAGGAGCUGAGCACAGGUCGGCAGCUCACCAAGACGUACCUUCAGGACAUUGCAUACUGUGCGGCGGACGCAAACCGGCCCAACGUCUUCUUGUACAUCUGCAAACAUCAAGGGCAGCAGCUGCAGUGUCGGGUGUUCUGGUGCAGCCGGGCGGAGCGGGCACGAGACAUGACAGCUUGUCUGGCACAUUCUUUCCAGCGGGCGCUGAGCGACUGGCAGCAGAAUGGCUCGGCCACGCUGCAGCCAGGAGAGGGGAAGGGGAAGCGCGUGGAGGAGUCGUCCAACUCUCCCGCUAACAACAAGAGCUCCACGCUGCCCGCCAGUCUGGGAAAAGUUCGCUGGAAGAAGAGGGGCUCUGUGUCUCGCAGCCCCCUCAGAGCCAUCACCAGAAGAGGAUCUGCCUCUGACAGCUGGAACUGAACUCCCGCCACUUUAACCCCUCAAACAUGGGACCACAUUAACCUGAAGACAACCUCAAGGAUGACGGCACUGAUGGGAGGGAGGGUGAUUACAGGACAGACGGGAGGACAGAGGGACUGAAACUGGGAGGUGUGAAAGGUCCAUAUUUGGAUGAAUGAGGACUCUGCUUGUGAGAGGGUGUCGCCUGAAUCAGUGAACGUAUGGACUUGAAGGUUUUUCACGCAGCAGAGUUGACGGUUGCAAGAGUGAUGUCCGAUGUAGCACAACAUGCUGUCGACAGCUGCCUUUGUUCGCCUGUCAGCAGCUCUGUGACUGGCUGCGAGCCGUUUGUGGACCGGGCUGGUUCGUUUCUGUAACUCUUUCAUUUUUGGUCGGCUUGUUUGCUUUGAAGUAGUCUGCUUGAUACUGAAGCCACCGAAGAGUUUGGUGUGCUGGAAGCAGAUAAUUAAACCAGCAACAACAGCAGCUGUCGGCCAAAUGAUCCACAGAUGACGACUAAAAACUGGAAAGAGACAAAGAGCUUUAUCUUUUUUGUUUUUAGAAGGCGGAUUUUUAUUUAACUGACAUAUGUGACAGGUCAUGAUGAUUUUAUGUUAUUAUUUUAACCCUGUGGCACUAGGAUGUUUAUCUUUUUAUUUUUGAAUCUACGUUGUGAGAGUUUUGGCCGAGAUUACAAACAGAUGUAAAGAUAGAGAGGGAAAAUGCAGGCAUGCUAUAAAAACGUCAAGUACAUUUAAUUACAGUUUUUAAUUCAAUUUUAAAGCAUAAUGCAUUCAUUUGAGAAAAAAAUUGCCCCUUUUUUUUUUUUCAUAAUUCUGAGAUUUCAUGGAAAAAUAAUGCUCAUGUUUUUCUGACUUAACCAAGUAAUUAUCUUAUUAAUUAAGAAAAAUGAGAAUUACUGAGAUUAAGACACUAUCUCAGAAUUUAAAAAAAAUGAAUGGGAAUAUUUUCAGCUUUUUUUCUUUUUUUUUUUAAAUUAACCACAUAAAUAUCUUAUUCAGUUACAAAAACGAGAAUUAAGAAAAUUAUUAUCUCAGGAUUUUUUAAGGGGAAAAAAAUCUGCAUGUUUUUCUAAUUUAACCAGAUAAUUCUUAUUUAUUUACAAAAAUGAAAAUUAAUUAAAAAUAAUUAUCUCAGAAUUCUGGAAAAAAAAAGUUUUUAAAUGGCAGAAAUCUUUAGCUAGUUUUUCCUAAAUAACCACGUCAGUAUCUUAAUUCAGAAAAACAAGAAUUAACAAAAUUAUUAUUUCAAAAUUCUGAGAGGAGAUUUCGUGGAAAGAAAUAAUGCUCUUGUUUUUCUAAAUUAACCUGAUAAUUAUUGAAUAAUCCAGAAAAAAACAAAACAAAAUUAUUAUCUCAGAGUUCUCAUUAAAAAAAAAAAAAAAUCUGCCUGUUUUCCUGAAUUACCCAGAUAAGUAUCUUAAGAAAAUUGAGAAUUAAUGAGAUUAUUAUCUCAGAAUUCACUUUUUUUUUUGCUUUUUCUCAGUUAACCACAUAAUUAUCUUAUUAAUUCAGAAAAAAGAGAAAUAAUGAAAUUAUUAUCUCAGAAUUUUCAUAACCAGAUAUUUAUCUUAUUAAUUUGUAAAAAAAAAAAAAAAAGGAAAAUUAAUAAUAAAUUCUGCAAAUUUUUCAGCAUUUAAGAGAUUAUUAUCUUGUUAAAAUAGAAAGUAGAAAAUUGAGAAUUAACAAGAUUAUUUUAUUAAUUCAGAAACACAAGCAGCAUUUUUAUUGUCCCUUAAAUUUUUUCUCAGAAUUCUGAAAUAUUUUUUAUUAUUCCGAAAAAAAGAGUGGAUUUUUUUUUUCUUGAAAUCUUUGUCCGAAUGAACGAGAUUAUCUCAAAAUUCUGAGGAAAGGGACAAUUUCUUUUCUCAAAUGAAUGCAUUAUGGUUUCGUAUUAGUGCACACAUACACGAUAAUUUCUGAGCACUUCCUGUAAAAUGUUUAUAUCUGAACGCAUCAGUUUAAUUCCUCGUCAGGUCAUCAGACGUUUUAUCUUCCUGCCACCUGAAGAGGUCAGCAGCAGCACCUGCAUUAUAAAUGGAAAAUAUAGACCUUAGCAGAACCUGCAGGGUCGACAAAAUCCUCCCCUCAGGCACCACAGCAGCAUCCUGCAAAAACAAAAAACAGAUCCCAACUGUCCACUGCCAUGAAUAAUUUGCAUUUACGUGGAGAAAAGCACACUCAGCCAUGACUUGCGGGUUUGUUUGUGUCCGAACACUGGGAACGCUGUGUUCCCGUGUGGAGCCUCUGUGAGGAAUGUGCGGCCGUGCACCUGCAUUCCAAACGGGGGGGAAAUUUGAGAAAUGUCCAGCCAUGACUUUGCAUAGUGAGCAGCCUCGUCAGGAGACCAGUGCUCCCUAAGCCUUCGACUCGUUCACAUUACCAAAGCCAUAAAAGGUGCCCUGACUAUUUAAAGUGACGGUUAAAGGCAGUGAUGUCUGCGUUGUUGCAUAAGAUGCCCUCAUGAUUCAGUCUUAAGGUUUACAAAGACAUGAGGAUUAGUGGUACACCCCGAGGCUACCAUGUCAUUUUGUGUUUGCUGACCACAACUAAGCUAGCGAUGUCGCCUUUUUAUUUUGUUUUUUUAUUAUUACAGGAAAGGUGUUUUUGACUGAUGUGCCACAAGGUUUUUAUCAGUUAACAUUUUUGUAUUCAUGAUGUAUCUUCUCCAUUACAAACGGCGCAGCCCCCAUCUCAGAAAAAGGGGUCAAAGUGCCUGCUUUAAAGCGUAUUUUAUCAAUGUACUGUUUUUAUGUCGUUGUACAUAUUUAAGUAAUAUGUAUUUUAUGGAGUAUUAAAACUUUUUAUACAACA
Messenger RNA from Epinephelus moara (kelp grouper), 3930 nucleotides. Its product is annotated as low density lipoprotein receptor adapter protein 1. Bases 281 to 1117 code for a protein of 278 amino acids. The transcript is spliced from 3 exons. NCBI's taxonomy places the organism in Eukaryota, Metazoa, Chordata, Actinopteri, Perciformes, Serranidae. The record is from RefSeq and is a predicted model, not a curated record.